Messenger RNA from Nymphalis io (European peacock), 2364 nucleotides. RefSeq lists its product as uncharacterized. Lineage: Eukaryota; Metazoa; Arthropoda; Insecta; Lepidoptera; Nymphalidae. Bases 508 to 1671 code for a protein of 387 amino acids. The record is from RefSeq and is a predicted model, not a curated record. The transcript is spliced from 7 exons.
GUUCACGUAAGCGCGCGCGUUCUUUUUUUCAAGUUUAGUGAUCAAAUGUGAAAACGACUAUAUUACUUGUUUUUAAGUUUUGAAAGGGAUAUUUAUAUUUCAUCUUCAUUUUAUUGUGUUUUGUGUUUUAGUGUGUAGAUAUCUUGUUUCGUGCGGAAGGUCUGUGUUUCUUUGUGAGGAUAAUGAAGAAUCAUACGUGGAAAACGAAAAUAGAAACUGCCUUUUCGAUAAUGAUUGAAUAGAUGUCAGUUUCAAAUUCGUACAAUCUUUAUAUGCUUAUAAAGAUUACCUCAAGAAUUAUUGCUGCAGAACAAGCAUCAAUCAAAUUUCGAAAAAGCCAAUGAAAACAUCAAUCGAACGUCUUACCAGUCCAAACAUUUUGAACAUAUCAUGCAGUUGAACAAUCUUGUAACUUUCGUUUGAAGAAUAAUGUGUUAAAAUUCAGAAUAAGAUUUGGCGUUGCCGUCCAUGUUAAAUCGAUUUUAGGUUCUGGUAUAUUUGUUAUAUAUGAAGGUGGAUAAUAUAAACACAAUGUCAGUCAGUAAUGACCUGAGCGACACAGACUCGUCUCCAAAAUUACGGAUGAAGCCAGCUAUCAGCAGGAUAUUCUGCUGCAGCGUGACAGCAGCCUCGGGCUUUGUUGCCGCUUAUGCCCUGGUUGCAUACGCGAUAGCUUUAAUCUACGAGAUAGUAUGGGUGGUGGAGUCGCAGAGCGGAUUGCCGAUACCAUCCGUUUUAUUGAUGAUCUGCUAUUGCAUCAUUAUUACAGCCACUGUCACCUUGGUCCAUGGCCUUAUAUCGAAAAACAACACGUACCUACUCGCGUGGCUGAUCUCAGUCAUACUGGUGCUGAUACCGGAAUGUGCUCUGGUCUUCUAUAUGUCUAUCAGUCAUUGGGGGCUGCAGGGCGUGUACGGCGGCGCCGAACUGGCGUGUUACGUGGCGCGCCUGCCCGCCGUCGUGUGCGGCGUUGUGCUCGUGCAGUCCGCCUAUGCGCUGCGAGAGGCGAGAAAAAGUGAAUAUGGCAACACAGUACCGGUGAGCGGCAGUGAGUUCGACGCCAGCCACUUCGUGCCAGACACACCCGGUGCUUUUACCAAUGAUGGGUUCUUGGCUGAUAACGGUAAAUCAGGCUCGAUGCCAGAUCUUCGUCGUCACUUAGCAUCCCGACAAUCGAUGAACAUGGGCUACCCGCCGAUGAUGCUGCCCCAGCCCCCGCCAGCGUAUUGGCAACACCUCGCAGACCGGCAAUACGCCGCUAGCCUACGAGGAUACCCGAAAUCCUUCCCCCCGCCACAAACCUACGGCACUUGGGUCGGCCCUAGAACCGGACCCUUCGAUAAUCCCUACAAGAGAAGACAUUCGGUCGUAGGCGCCUUUAAUACCGAUGAAUACCCCGCCAAGGGGUACGAGUUCGAAGACAGAAUGGACUGCAAGAGUGAAAUGGCCUAUCCCUACAGACAAUAUAUGUACGACCCUCGAAUGUUUCCUCCAGAUUAUGACCCCAGGUUCUUCCAGGACUUCAAAAGGGAGGAUCCGUAUGGAAUGCGACACGAUCCUUACCAUUUCAGUGGCUCCAGGGAGCGGGUGUACUACGGCAUGAGAAAUAGCCACAAUUCGGUUGGGAAUGAAUCCGAUGACUUGACGAAGUAUAAAGAUGUCGCGCUGUAGAAAAAUCAUUAGACUAAAUUUUUGUUAAUUAAAUCGAAGGAAAUAAUUUGUAAACUAGGGAUUUUACGAUCGUUCGCAUUCGUAUAUGUGAAUAAUUCGUAUACUACACAAAGUCUAAUAUUGACAUUGUAUAUGUAGCUAUAAGAAUUAGCUGCACGUUACUUGAACUGCUCGCUAAAUUCGGUUUCGUCUGUUAUCUAAUACCUACAUCUUCGAUAUCGAAAUGCUUGCAUUUGCUUCAUAAGUAUGACAUUUGUAAAAUUCCUGAUUUAUAUUUCAAAAUGGCAACAGAGAAUGACCUUACACUCAACUAUGUAGCGUUACGCGGAAGUACACGCUCUGAUGCGACCGUGGCGCCGUCUAUAGUGAAUAGAAUUUGGAAAUCUUAAUUUACAUCGAACUUUCUAGAACAUUCCAUCGAUUUAAUGUUAGCUUAUUUGGUGCUUAUUACAUACGAUAAUUUUGUAAUUAAGAUAUUCAUUUAGUGCUAUAUUUUGAUAGUUAAUUUGGAUGUAAAAUUACGUUUUAUAUUAUGUAUUCGAAUUCCUACCUAUCUAGGAUAUAAGUUCUCACUACGAAUAAGUAUUAAUAGUGUUAGUUUGUUACCCAAUAACCAAAGGAUUAUAAUUGCUCUAAUAAAAUAUAAAGGAAAAUUUCAGUCACUAUUUUGUAUAAGAAAUAACGAAGUAAAAA